CUCUUACAUAUAUAUUACAUGGUAGGUCGUCGAGUUGUCGACUGUUUGUAUGAAAUCUAUUAUAUAUCCUCCCCAUCAUAUAUAUCUUCUCCUCAAUCUAACUCCCAGUUUCUCUUUUUGAACCUACCAGCUUGGCGUGAAUGUGAUAAGAUAUAGUACCCCGCCAUCCACAACAAACCAACAGCAACUUCAAAAGCAAAGCAUCUCAGCUCUUCACAAUGGCUUCCAACCCAGCCAGCUCCACUUCCAAGACGCUGGUCCAGCAAUACCCCGGCACCACCUCCCCCCUCAUUGUCUGCGCCCCCAUGCGCCUCAUCUCCUCCCCCGCCCUCGUCCACGCCGUCUCCCAGUCCGGCGGCCUUGGUUUCCUCGGCUUCGGUAUCCCCGGAACAGACACAAGCAUCGCAGACAUCAAGAUCCUCAUCGAUGAGGCCAACGCCCUCUUUACCUCCUCCCCAUCCUCCGGCCCCGCACCCUUCGGCAUCGGCUUCCUCCUCAUCACCGACCCCUCCCCAGCCGAAACCGUCACUCUCCUCGCCAGCCUCCCCCCCGCCCAAGUGCCCGCAGCAGUCUGGCUCUUCCCCGCCGCUUCCCCAGAUACGAUCGCGCAGUGGACAACGAGCUUGCGCUCCCUCCCCGCUCCUCCCAAAAUCUGGCUCCAGGUCGGGACGAAAGCACAAGCUCUCAGCUACGCUAAGCUAUGCCAGCCUGACGUCCUCGUCCUCCAGGGCGCCGAUGCGGGUGGACACGGUCUGGCGGCUUCAGCUUCGAUUGUAGCACUCGUACCUGAGACUACAGAUGCGCUCCGCGAAGCGGGGUUGAAUAUCCCCGUCAUCGCCGCAGGGGGCAUAGCGGAUGGUCGCGGGGUAGCAGCGGCGACGGUGCUUGGUGCGGACGGUGUGGCGAUGGGGACGCGCUUCCUUGCUUGUCCCGAGGCGAAGAUCGCGCGGGGGUACCAGGAUGCGGUGCUAGUUGCGUCUGAUGGGGGUGUUAAUACGGUACGUACGCGACUUUAUGAUACGUUGAGGGGAUCGAAGACGUGGCCUGAGGGGUAUAAUGGGAGGGGUGUUGUGAAUAAGAGUUAUGUGGAGAGUGAGGCGUUGGGGGUGGAGGAGAAUGUGAAGAAAUAUUUGAAAGCUAUGGAGGAAGGGGAUAAGGCGUGGGGGGUUGAGGGGAGGGCGACGACGUAUGCGGGGAGUGCGGUGGGGUUGGUGGGGGAGGUUAAGGGGGCGGGUAAGAUUGUGGAGGAGGUGAGGGGAGAUGCUAUCAAGCUGUUGGGGGGGGGCAGGGCCUAA
Pseudogymnoascus verrucosus is the source of this 1295-nucleotide messenger RNA. RefSeq lists its product as uncharacterized. Bases 219 to 1295 code for a protein of 358 amino acids. The record is from RefSeq and is a predicted model, not a curated record. The transcript has a single exon. Gene Ontology annotation, molecular function: nitronate monooxygenase activity. NCBI's taxonomy places the organism in Eukaryota, Fungi, Ascomycota, Leotiomycetes, Thelebolales, Thelebolaceae.